Cooperia oncophora is the source of this 1014-nucleotide messenger RNA. The record is from the annotation of a GenBank genome assembly. Lineage: Eukaryota; Metazoa; Nematoda; Chromadorea; Rhabditida; Trichostrongylidae.
AUGCGUAAUGUUCAGGUCGAAUUUGAUAAGCGAUUCGAAUAUGUUGAACCGUACAUGGAGAACAGACUCGUCACGGCGACAAAGAAAUAUUUCUCUAGGCGGCAUUUCCGUCCUUAUUUCUGUAGGUUUACUCGACCCUUCGCAAGUUUACGAUCAUUCCGGGCAACAAUGCUUUCGUUUAUACCGAUUUUGUAUUGGCUUCCGAGGUACAAUAUUAAAAGCAACCUACUCAACGAUGUAGUUGGAGGACUCAUGGUCGGUAUCAUGCACGUACCACAAGGUAUAGCUUACGCAUUUCUUGCUGAUGUUCCUCCUGUGGUCGGCCUCUACACUUCAUUCUUUCCUGUGCUUACUUACAUGGUGUUCGGAAAUUCUCGUCACAACUCACUCGGCUCCUUUGCCGUCGUGGCUUUGAUGUCCGGACGGACCGUUUAUCGAUUAUCUCACAAAAGUGAAAACGUCGAUGCAAUACUAGCGAAUUCUUCUAUUACUUCUGAGCACAUCUUCCAACCUGUUGAGGUGGCUUCAGCCUUAACCUUAGCGAUAGGACUAGUCCAGUUUGCGAUCGCUCUUUUGGGGCUUGACUUUUUGACAACAUACUUCUCCGACCAGAUAGUCGCAGGCUUCACAACCGGAGCCGCUGUGCAUGUAUUCGUGACUCAGCUGAAAGACGUCACCGGAAUUUAUGGCACACCAAGGCGUGUUGGUGUUGGGAAUGCGAUACUGCGAGUGUUCGAUAUCGUGGUUGAAAUAUACAGGACAAACCCAGUCACUAUCCUAGUGUCGAUCGUUGCUAUGAUCGUGCUGUACAUCGGCAAAAAAAUUAUCAAUCCACGUGUUGUUGCACGCUCACCUGUUCCUAUUCCCUUCGAGUUGCUUGCGGCUCUGCACAAAAGGUUGACUGACGCAUCCCUCUCCAAUAAUCGCGGUAUUGAAGGGAAAGACUUUCGGGAUGCGAAAGAAUGGGUCUUAGCUGGAACUGGAGGUAGCAGUAAAGGACGAGGACGGAUGUGA